GCAGCUUAUAGUUCUUGUAAAUAGGAUGUAUGUGAGCCUGUCAUAGGGUUAUUACCGCUGUGAAAUCAAUUCCUCCUGUGGUGGUACUGGAUUAUAUUUAUAAACAAUGUCUUCUGAACCAGGCAGCAGCAUCUGUCCAAAGUCCUUAAUAUUGUCUAGAUCUUGUACAGCGAGUGCCACGACCAGGCUUGUUGAGCAGAAUGUACACAAUGAAGCGGCUCAGGGAAUAAAUGGAAGUGUGCCAGUCAAACAGUCCCCGCGUUCAGCUUCAAAUCCAAAGCCACAAGUGCCUCCAAAGCCGAUUCAUCUGCAGAAGGUGUCACCUGUUCCAUACCAAAUCCCUAGGCAUAAAGCUUUAUCAAAUCAGAAACCGAGAAUGGAGGAAGAGACACCCACCCCUGCUCCUAGUGUCACAAAGGAGAAAUCCAGUAAAGUGUCAGAUCUCAUCAGUCGUUUUGAGGGAGGCAGCUCGUUAAAUCCUAGUGAUUUGAAGAAAGAUUCCUCUGUUCUCCACAUUUCUAAAUCUCAAGGAAGAUACGUGUCAACACCAUCACCUCAGCCAAAACUCCCCUCCCAACACCCACUACAAAAACAGGGAAACAGUAAUACCGACAAAACUCAGGUUGCACAGCUACACACAGCCAACGGGGUUGUAGCACAAGACCAGACAGAAGAUGAGGACAGGAGAUUACCUGAUUGUGGUUCCGCUACGUCCACCCCGGUUCUGGAUAAUGCCAUCAACAGCAGCUUGGUAAACGGGGAAAGAGAAAGUACUUCCAGAGAGUCACUGCAAAGCGUGACAGCUUGUGAAGGACAGACACUUAACAGCUGCUACAGGACUCCAAGCAGUGAUACACUGCUCCCAUCUGAAAAUGAAACUCUAGAAAUUAAUACUAAUGUGAAGGAAGAACCAACUGAGGAGAUCAAUAAGCAAGAUCUACCUGUAGAAACAAAGGAGACAGAUGAAGAGAAACGUCACAAAAUUGCCAAUGAACUUCUGCAAACAGAAAAAGCCUACGUUAGCCGACUUGACCUCCUAGACGGGGUAUUCUAUUCCAGACUCCUUGAGGAAGCCAACAGAGGUUCAUUUCCAGCUGAAGUGAUUAACAAAAUCUUUUCUAAUAUUUCAUCAAUAAAUGCCUUCCACAGUAAAUUCUUACUUCCAGAACUUGAGAAAAGAAUGCAAGAAUGGACUACCACCCCCAGAAUUGGAGAUAUUCUGCAAAAGUUAGCUCCUUUCCUCAAGAUGUACGGAGAGUACGUGAAGAAUUUUGAUAAUGCCAUGGAAUUGGUGAAAACGUGGACUGAACGGUCACCUCAAUUCAAAUUCAUUAUUCAAGAUAUUCAGAAGGAAAAAGUGUGUGGAAAUUUGACAUUGCAACAUCACAUGCUUGAACCAGUACAACGCAUUCCACGCUACGAGAUGCUUCUAAAGGACUACCUAAGGAAAUUGCCUCAGGAUUCCUUAGACUGGAAAGAUGCUGAAAAAUCCCUGGAAAUAAUAUCCACUGCAGCAAGUCACUCUAAUAGUGCAAUAAGAAAAAUGGAGAAUCUAAAGAAAUUGUUAGAGAUAUAUGAGAUGCUGGGAGAAGAGGAAGACAUUGUGAACCCCUCAAAUGAACUGAUAAAAGAAGGACAAAUCCUUAAACUCGCUGCUCGCAAUACAUCUGCUCAAGAACGGUAUCUGUUUCUUUUUAACAAUAUGUUGCUCUACUGCGUCCCCAAAUUCAGCCUGGUAGGAUCAAAGUUCUCAGUUCGAACCAGAGUUGGCAUAGACGGUAUGAAAAUUAUAGAAACUCAUAAUGAAGAAUAUCCACACACUUUUCAAGUGUCCGGAAAAGAGAGAACACUGGAGUUGCAGGCCAGUUCUGAACAAGAUAAGGAAGAAUGGAUAAAGGCACUUCAGAAUACUAUAGAAGCUUUCCAGCAGAGGAAUGAAACUUUCAGAAACGCUAUUGCUAAAGAAUAUGAAGAUACGCCUGUCGAGGUUUCUAACGCUGAGCUUGGGAAGAGAGCACCGAGGUGGAUACGAGACAACGAAGUUACCAUGUGCAUGAAAUGCAAGGAGCCCUUUAAUGCACUGACAAGGAGAAGGCACCACUGCCGAGCGUGUGGACACGUGGUUUGCUGGAAAUGUUCUGAUUAUAAGGCACAUCUCGAAUAUGAUGGCAAUAAAUUGAACAAAGUCUGUAAGGACUGCUAUCAUGUUAUAAUUGGUUGUACAGACAGUGAAGAAAAGAAAAAGAAAGGGAUCUUGGAGAUUGAAUCUGCAGAAGUCUCUGGAAAUAGUGUCAUAUGUAGCUUUCUUCAGUACAUGGAAAAAUCAAAGCCCUGGCAGAAAGCAUGGUGUGUUAUACCUAAACAGGAAGCUCUUGUGCUGUACAUGUAUGGUGCUCCCCAGGAUGUUAAAGCUCUGGCUACAAUUCCACUUCUGGGCUAUGCAGUAGAUGACACUCCAAGAAGUGCUGACCUCCCGCACAGCUUCAAACUGACCCAGUCUAAGUCUGUGCACAGCUUUGCUGCGGACAAUGAGGAACUGAAACAGAAAUGGCUGAAAGUGAUCCAUUUAGCUGUGAAAGGCGAGACGCCAGAAUGUCAGAAUGAACUGCAAGGGAAUUUAGAAGAGCAACCUGAAGCCUCUAAAACACCCGAAUGCUGAAGCUCAAGAACAUAAGGUAUUUUUAAAAGCUUUCGAUUGAAUUUUUUGGUUAACUUUUGUGUUAACCUGUCUUUGCUCAAUCAAUUAAAAAAAAAAAAAAAGAAAAAAAGAAAAAAAAAAAAGAAACUUCUUACUACCGUACACAUCUUAGCACUUUAUGUUUGGGAAAAAUUCUGGUCUUUUUAGGGAUCUUUUUCUUAUAUUUAUGUUCUGUCAAUAAAAGUGAUGUACAGGUCCAUUUCAGAGACUUUUUAAAAAAUGUGAAUGCUAUUGAAAAUACUUACUAACUUUACUGUACUACUACUUUGUCGUGAUGCAAAUUUUUUUAAAAAUCCAGUUGCUCUUCGGUUAAUGUUUGCUACUUUCAUUAUGAAUGCAAAUAUUGAAUCUUCCUACUUACAUGUUAGGACUUGCAACAGGAUAAAAGAUAUACCUCCACAUUGCCAAAAUAGAUCUGUAGUUAAAUAUGCAGGGACAGUUUGGUUUAAUGUAUGUAGUUUAUAGAUUGAAUUCCACAGAUCUGUACAUAUGUUGUAUUCACUUGUCUCUUUUUAAUUAAUGCAAAUUGCUUUCACAGGUAUAUUGGCUUUUAAAGUUUUGAUUUAUCAAGGAAACAAUCUAAUGAUUUUCAAUCUAGAAAUGAAUACCUAAAAUAUGAGAAAACAAUAUAUAAUAUAUGUACAGUAUUAAAAAUGUACAGUACUUGAUUUUUGCUUUGAUUUCAUGAUACUGGGUUCCUAUUAGUGAAUAAUUUAUUUAAAAAAGCAUGUUUUCUAUUUGAAAUUAAACACAGUCCUAAAUUAACAAAUACUGUUCAGUGAUUUGUUUUAAUAGCUGACAUUUAAUGAUCUUGAUAUUUUUAUGCAUUAAAAAAAUAGCAGUAAUGUAAGUGGCAUGCAAUGGACAAAUAAGUUCCAGUUGUGUUUAAAAGAGUAGUCGCUUCUCUUCAGUGUCCUAUCACUGUUAUCUUUUCAGAGUGCAGUAGUUUGUUACUAAAAUGCAGUACGUGGUUUGGAAAAGCAGCAGAUUCUGGAAACCCUCUGGGACCGUGUAUUUUUGCUAUUACAGUUAUUGGAACAAAAGAACAUUUUGAACUUAAAUCUUUUAAUUUUUGCAGAAGAUUAGAUACCAUAUUACUUAUUUGUGACAACAAUCUUCAAGGAUUAUUGUUGUAAAGUGGAGCCUGCUUUAUACAAAUCUAGUAUGAGGUCUGAGCCUGCAAAUCUCAAGUUGCAUUAAUUGUCACUAUUUGCAUUCUGCUGUAGGAAUAAGGACUUGUUGGCUUUACAGUAUUAAGUCCCUUAUGAACUUCCACUCCUAUUAGGGUUUUUAUAUAGAGAGGCAAAUGGCCUCCCUAAAAUUUUUACUGUAACAUCCUUGGAUGAAAUACAACAAAUUCAGAGGUAGUGACUGACUAUCAAGUAGACAAUUACAAUCAUUGCCAUCUUUCCUUUUCUGGCCCCUCAAAGGAAACAAAAUAUGUUACUUCUACAAUCAUCUUAUCGUAGGAAUAUUUGGGAGUCUUACUUCUCAAUUUAACUGCAAUCUGUAUUUUAAAUCACAUCAAGCUGAAGAGCUCAGGUUCAAGUCCAGUUUUGUUAGUAACGUGGGGGCUGAUUCAAAUUGUCACUUUUUUCUAAUGAGAUUUCCAGACGAAGGAUUGACUGAACUCCCACUCCCAGUCCCACUUUACUCUUUUUGCAACAUGACAGGGGAAAAAAAAAUAGUUACUUCACAUCUAACAAAGGAUUGUCAAAGUAACCUAACCUCUGUUUUUAAUGUCAAGCGUGAAUUGAGUACACAGUGUCUAUCAUUCUUUGGCAAGAAGAAUGUCAUGAAGUUUAUUGUUAGUGGGCUGGAUUUUGCUCUCACCUGCACAAAUCUAAAGUCUACCAUGGCCUUUAGACCUCAAAGCUUUAAACUAGUGUUAGUAAUUAUCAGGACAUGGGAUUGUAGAAUACUAACUCUAAAACUGACUUCGUGCCUGUCAGAUCUGAAUUAUUCCUUGGGUGCUCCAUGUGUUCAGAUAAUUCUGCGUGUAACCCUAGUACUACUUUUAUCUGAUGUGAAAGCCCUUCUGUAAUUCUCUAAGAGAUUUUUAAGUUAUUUCUGUUGUCAGCUGUAUUUAUCUUUAUUUAUGGGCAGCUUAAGCCCAUUUUGAUUGAUAUUGGUGAGUACCAUCAAAUCUUCACCUGGGUCUUCCUAGAUAGUACGUGUCAUCUUGUGUGUACCUUGGCGAGGGAUGGGGGAACUAUUCAGGUAAGCAAGAAGAACUCUCCAUGGCUAACUUUCUUUCAUGGUCAUCUCCUGAAAAUGGGUAUCUUCUAAAAGAUUCUCAAGUGCAAUUGAGGGAUCUGGAGGGUCAUCUUAUCACAUCCUUAUGUGUAAAAACAUUGUUUCCCGUGUUCAAGUUCUAGAGUGUAAUGGGAGAAGUUGCUUUAAAGGAGUCCCCAGAUAAGAUGGACCAAGCUGUUCUGAAAGUAAUAUGAUGGUAUGACUGUAAUCAUGUAAGACAUUCUGUUUUCUAAGCUCCUGCAAACUUACUUCUGAGCCAAGUCUAGGAAGACCUAUUCAAGCUGAAUGAUUAGGGCAACUAUUUAAAGCAGUAAUUUCUGGGCUGCCUUAUUGUUAUAGUGGUAUUGAGUAUCUGAAGCUGCUUGAAUGAUUUCAGCAUCUCCCAGAUGAAGCCCUCCAUUUGGGCAUAAAGAAUUUGAAAUUAAGUUAGCACUGCGAGUUAGUUACUUGGAUGUUAGCCUCAUUUUUGCUCUCAGUUUAUAUAGUGCAGCAUAUUUUUUUUACCCUAGUGAAACCUAUUUCAUGUUCUCAUAAUCAGUUGCUUGGUUGGAAUUGUUCUCUUCUGAGUCAGACUGUCUUGGCACUCAAAUGUGUGGUUCUGUGUGUAUUUUGUAGGAAAAGUAUGUACCAUCACUAUUAAAGGAGAUCAGAAGAUGGAGAAGUUUCUUCUAGCUUUAACCACCCUGUUUUCCUCCAUUGUCCACAGACAAGCCCCCCUUGCAGCAUCCAACACUUUUUAACUUUAAAUUGUAAAUUAUGAGCAGAUAGGAACAAAUUCGAAGUAGCAACUGCUGUGACUUAAGUAUCGUGACCAAAGCAGUCAAAUUAAAACUAUCAUUCUAAGAAGGUAUAGGCUGUUCCCAUUUCAGCUGUUAAAUUCUUAAAAGGGGAAGAAAAAAAAGAAAGCAUUAAGUGUAUUAGCAUAAAGCUGUGUGUGUGAGGAGUAAACUAUAACUGAGGAGCAUUCAUUCAUAAUACAUGAAUGUAUGUGGAUGGCUCUGCUGAAUUAUUUAAGCUUUCCAAUUCUUGUGUUCAAGAAACGCUUCUUUCUCACUUUAAAAGUGAUCGGUCUUCUGUGCUAUUUAAAGCAGAUCAAAAGUUUUUUUUGUGCAUUUUUAUCCGUGUUCAACCAGAACAAGGGCUUAAUUUUAUCAUUAAUAUGUUUGGAACAUAUUAAUGUAUUUUUUCAAAAUGACUUAAUAUUUUUCCCCUAUCAAUCAUGGAAAAAUAGUGUGUUGGGACAUCUACACGUCUGCACUAUUCUUCCAGAUCUGCUGAAAAUUGUUUCCUGGUAUCAGGUACUCCUGCUUGGUCAAAGAGCUGCUGUAAACUCUAUAGCAUCUAAUACUUUCAAAGCCCUUUACACUGAGUAGUUUUGUUUAUUCCAAAAUGUAUAUAAUUUUUAUGUGCAAAAUAGAUACUGAGAAUAUAAAACACUCUCUUCUAUUUGGAGUAGAAUAUUAAGCCACUUUAAAUGCAUGUAAUAUAUGGUGACACCUCUUUAUGCAAAACCAUCUCGAAGUGCUUUAUGAAUCUCCUCAAAGAUUCCAAAUCCCUUUCCUAGAAAAGAGGAUUUUUAUUCUUCAUAUUUUUAAACUAUGAAUGAAGCCACGGCACUGAUUAAAUGUAGAAUAAAUACGCUACCACCUGAGUAAAUUUUAGAUGAGGUUAUAGAAGUAUGCUCUACAGAGUUCCAAGUGGAGCCAGGAGAAAAAAAAAGUAUAUAUACAAAUAAGCAGGAAAGAGAUGGAAACACUUGACAGGUUCUCUGGGUUUUGUUGGUUUUUUUUUUUUUUUUUUAAAUUUCAGCACCACAUAGCUAGUAUAAAAACUGGUCAGCUUUUCAUUUCAAGACACAAUUAAAUAAAAUGAACAGAGGGCAGUCGUUCCUUAGACUGAAGGAAAGGUUUUAAGGAGAGAAAUUAAUAUUCCAUGUAAAAACAAUUCCAAGCAAUAAAAAUGGAGCUUUCUCCACUUAAAUCUAUUUAGAGAUCUUUAGCUGGUGUAGACUAGCAUGGACCUGCUAGAGCUAUUAUACCUACAGUGAUUUAAAUUCAUGUAGAAUCUGCCUUAACAUCAUGAAGACACUUGUGGAAAAUCAAGAUUUCAGCAGUUUGAGAGCUGCUGCUUUACUAUGUCUCAUCUGGAAUCACAGCUCUCAGUUGAACUGCUGAUGGGUUUCAUUUGGAGGUAACUGAUGUUGGGGUGAAUGUAAACAGCUGGAAUAUAUAUAUCCAAAAAUAAAUUAUUGGGGAGGACAAAUAAUUUUGUGGCAGAAUUGACUAUACUUAAGAUAAAUCCAUUGGUGAAAUGGGCAUCAUUCUUUAUCUGUGGUGUACAGUUAUUUGAAAUCUGAAACGAAAUAAAUGGAGUUAUGUUUUUUUAAUUCAGUCUGUGGCCCUACUGGUAUAAGUAAUUUAUCUAGCUGGUUCUGACCCAUGGGACUGGAGUGAAGUAUGUUUCUUGGAGAGGAGUUUUAAUCUGCUAGUCAAGAUUAUUUCCUAAAUCCUUUUCCUUUAGCAGAACAUAACAUUAAUUUAAUGAUUGUAUAUGUGUGUAUAUAUACACAUAUGCAUAUGUAUGUGUGUGUAUAUGUAUAUAUGUGUAUUUAUAUAUUGGAGACAUUCAGAUGACCUGUUUUCAAGGAGUAUUUUACAAUCAAAAAAUACACUGUGCUGCAUUCAAAAUAUGAUGUAUAUUGACUGUGUUGAGUAUGCUUUUCAGAAGAAAAAAUCGACAGAAGUAGAUCUACUUUUGUGGCAUGUUUACUAUUUCAGCCUAAUUUAAAAAAAAAAAAUAAUAAUCAAACACACUAAAUUCAGUAAAGCGUUCAAUCUGCUUCCUUUAAAAUUUCCUGAUUAAAUUUCUUCCCAAAUUCAACUAUAGCAUUUUGCUUUCACCCCUUCCUCUUCCUAGUACAAAUGGAUGUUGGAUGUGAUUUUUUUUUUAUUAUUAUUAUUUAUUUUUUUCCCCUCUACUAAAAUCUUCAAGCAGAUUUCUUUGAAUAAAACAUGUUUUCAGCCAUGGCAUGAUACCAGCCUGCUUCAGUUUAUAGUUAAUCCUCGUAGAUUCAUUAACUAUUUAUGGUGAAAACAUUCAGAAAAGAAGGAACUGCCAAAGCAUUUUUGCAUGUAUGUGCCCUCAUAUUUUUAAGAAAGAAGACAAAUUUAUUGCAUAUGGGGAACAGUUUGCAGUAGAAGUAUUGGGUUGUUUUUUUCCUAUUAGAGUGUUCUCUAUUCUCCAGCCCCCAAGGCAGAUUAAUACAUUAAUUUUAGUGGCACCUGGAUCAGCUGGAGGGUUUGACAACAUAAUUGUAGGCCAUGCACUGCAAUUUCCCUUCAUUAUGAAAACAUUUCUGGGUUUAAUUAAGAAAUUGAGAAAACACUUUUAUUUUUUUUUUAAAUACUAAUAUUUGAAGAGGUGUAAAUUUGUUCUUGUUUUGCAAUAGGGUGAAAAAUAUUAAACAGUUGAAUUAUAAAUGCCAUUGAAAGUUGUAAUGUAAGUGGUCAUUUUUAUGGUCAAGAAAUAUAUGAAUGUAAAAAGUCUGCAGAUAUUGUAUAUAUGUUCUGUAAUAUAUGUAUAUUUGGUCAUAAGGUGGGUGGAGAAUUGUAAAAAUUAAGCACUUUAAUUCCUGUUGAGUACUUAAAAGAAAUUUGUAUCCUGUAAAAUAAAAGCAUCAUUAAAUAAG
Calidris pugnax (ruff) is the source of this 8642-nucleotide messenger RNA. It is a transcript of the gene FGD4, whose product is annotated as FYVE, RhoGEF and PH domain containing 4. NCBI's taxonomy places the organism in Eukaryota, Metazoa, Chordata, Aves, Charadriiformes, Scolopacidae. The transcript is spliced from 17 exons. Gene Ontology annotation, cellular component: cytoplasm. Bases 107 to 2659 code for a protein of 850 amino acids. Gene Ontology annotation, biological process: cytoskeleton organization; filopodium assembly. The record is from RefSeq and is a predicted model, not a curated record. Gene Ontology annotation, molecular function: zinc ion binding; guanyl-nucleotide exchange factor activity.